This is a messenger RNA of Coregonus sp. 'balchen', 300 nucleotides long. The record is from the annotation of a GenBank genome assembly. Lineage: Eukaryota; Metazoa; Chordata; Actinopteri; Salmoniformes; Salmonidae.
AUGGUGACCUCAUCUGGGGUGUUUCUACCUGAAUCUAUGGUGACCUCAUCUGGGGUGUUUCUACCUGAAUCUAUGGUGACCUCAUCUGGGGUGGUUCUACCUGAAUCUAUAGUGACCUGGGGUGGUUCUACCUGAAUUUAUAGUGACAUGGGGUGGUUCUACCUGAAUCUAUAGUGACAUGGGGUGGUUCUACCUGAAUCUAUAGUGACAUCACCUGGGGUGGUUCUACCUGAAUCUAUAGUGACAUCACCUGGGGUGGUUCUACCUGAAUAUAUAGUGACUUGGGGUGGUUCUACCUGA